Messenger RNA from Erinaceus europaeus (western European hedgehog), 1567 nucleotides. It is a transcript of the gene TUSC2, whose product is annotated as tumor suppressor 2, mitochondrial calcium regulator. The transcript has 3 exons. Lineage: Eukaryota; Metazoa; Chordata; Mammalia; Eulipotyphla; Erinaceidae. Gene Ontology annotation, biological process: regulation of mitochondrial membrane potential; inflammatory response. Gene Ontology annotation, cellular component: mitochondrion. The coding region runs from base 123 to 455 and encodes 110 amino acids. The record is from RefSeq and is a predicted model, not a curated record.
GCUGUGCCUGCGAAAGGCGGCGGCUGCAGCUGCGAGCGAAGGCCGAGACGGAGCAUGGCGGCGCCCUCUGCCCCGUGAGAGUGCGGUGACUGCUGGGCGCGCCAUGCGCCGGCGGCCCUGACAUGGGCGCCAGCGGCUCCAAAGCUCGGGGCCUGUGGCCCUUCGCUUCGGCCACGGGGGGCGGCGGGUCGGAGGCGGCGGUCACCGAGCAAGCCUUGGUACGGCCGCGAGGUCGAGUCGUGCCUCAGUUCGUAUUCACGCGCCGCGGCUCCAUGUUCUAUGACGAGGACGGAGAUCUGGCUCACGAGUUCUAUGAGGAGACAAUCGUCACCAAGAAUGGGCAGAAGCGGGCCAAGCUGAGGCGGGUGCAUAAGAACUUGAUUCCUCAGGGUAUCGUGAAGUUGGACCACCCCCGCAUCCACGUGGAUUUCCCUGUGAUUCUCUAUGAGCUAUGAGCCUGGGGGAUGGCAGGCAUAACUCCCCCGCCCCGACAAGAGACCCCCAGGAACCUAGGCUGGGGCCACAAUCCUGAACAAACUCCACGGCCUGAAACCUUCAGCUCUGAGCAGGACAGGCCUGCAGGAUAGGUUGGGUGUUGGUUUGUGCGUGGACAGAGCGGUGACUGGUGGCAGGCCAGGGCUAACGAUGGAGUUACCAGCCCACCUUCCCCAGCAGUCCCCAUAAGGAGCUUGGCAGGGCAUACGCUGGUCAGGAGUGGCUGGUUGCUGUGCCAUUGCCUGGCCUGCUUUCUUCCAGACUUGCCUGGGGCCCAGCCCUGCUAGGGCUACAGCACUUUACAUGCAAGGUCUGCCUUCUUCCAGCCCCUGGGCUGUGGGAGCUUCCUCUCCCCUGCUUUCCUUAACCCUGUCAGAACGUUUCAGCCGUUUGCUACCUCGAUUCUGCCUGUGUAGGACAGAGGUUGGGGGCAGUGCAAGCCUGAUUCUUCCUGCCUACCUGCUCAUCUGUUCCCACCCCUGAGAUGGAUAGAUAGUUUGCUGGCUGUUAAUAGGAGUGGGCACAGGUACAGAAGACUUCUCCCUCCACCGCCUGCUGGGCAGUUUCUGCCCCACUGCAGCUUGUGCUCUCGCACCCCCACCCAGGUGAGAGGGACUAGGAUGGCGUCGGGAAGGGCUGUGGAUGCUGUGUGAAGGCAGUCCCCCCACCCACCUCCUCUUAAUCCCUCUGCACUGGCUCCCUCCAUCCUGUUGGGACCAGAUGAUCUACUUCCCCGUGGUAAGGGACUGGUGCCGGUAAUUCUGAGGAGCUCCCCACCUCUCCCCCCUACACUAGCCUCACCCUUUAAGGAUCAGUUAAGGGAAGGUACUGGAGCCCCUGGGUAGGGACACGAAGAGAAAAACCUUAAAAGGAACACUUAAAAUGUGAAAGUUUGUAAAUAGUCUAGGCCGUGAUGUGGGGGCAGAGUCUGACUUUUCUUUCAAUUCCUUAUUGUGUAAGCUCCGUGCUUCAAGAAUGGGAAAUGGCUCGGGGAGGAUAGCCCCCCAACAUAGGAAGGCUGUUACGUUAUUUGUUCAAUUUCAAUAAAAUUCUUUGUAGACCCUGCAUACAA